Carassius auratus (goldfish) is the source of this 4124-nucleotide messenger RNA. Its product is annotated as ceramide-1-phosphate transfer protein-like. Gene Ontology annotation, molecular function: ceramide 1-phosphate binding; ceramide 1-phosphate transfer activity. The transcript is spliced from 4 exons. Gene Ontology annotation, cellular component: cytoplasm; cytosol; membrane. The coding region runs from base 424 to 1365 and encodes 313 amino acids. NCBI's taxonomy places the organism in Eukaryota, Metazoa, Chordata, Actinopteri, Cypriniformes, Cyprinidae. Gene Ontology annotation, biological process: ceramide transport; intermembrane lipid transfer. The record is from RefSeq and is a predicted model, not a curated record.
UGUUGCUGACUAAUCUAUGGACUCUGAGAUUGCACAACUUCACUGGAAACUGACAAUACAGACUGAGCAGGCAAGGAGACGAAAGAAAGAAAAACAGCAUAAUGCAAAAAUCUGUUUAACAUAAGUUUGACCGGUGGACUUACCUCAGUAUACAGGAAGAGAGGAGUAGCACAAAACAAGAAGUUACAUACAGACUGUGUCUGUCUAGUAGUGUGAACACAUGAGGGCAAGAAUUUGCUUACCAACUUGGGGUUGAGUGAAGAUUGAAACCAUUCAAAAACUGACAAUCACACUGUGUAAGAGAAGAAAAGGUACUGAGCACAGUGGUGUGAAGAUGCUCAGGAGAGAGACUGGAAGCACAUAAACUGAGAAGGAAGUUUGGCCCCUGACAAGACGCAGCAAGGAGGAGGAUAGUGGAUCAUUAUGGGAGUCAAGUGCUGUGCUUUUCUUGCCAUUGUCUUCAUCCUCCUUUUGCUUGGCUCCAUGUGGCUCCAUGGGAAUCUGGCAGACCACUGGAAUACUUGUCCAAAGGCUUAUAGUAUAAAAAACAAGAUUCUGUCUUUCAUUAGAGUUAAUCGUUCAGAUGACGAAGUGGCUCUACUAAGGGUGUGUCCUGGUCAGAGGUUUCAGGUUGCUGAUUUGCUGGCUCAUCUGCAGGCAGCUCCAGUCUCAGCCAAUGAUGUUCUGCUAAAGCCGUACCUGGCAAGCUGGGAUGAGCUCAUCAAGUUUUUGGAAGCCUUGGGGCCAAUGGUGGGUUUAAUUUCACAAGAAAUUGAGUCGAAAACUGCCAUCAUCCGUGACCUGGCCCAAAAAGCGGAGAAAGAGCCAAAGAAGAAAAUGAAAGAAAGAAAAAGAAUGCAGCAGCAAAGCGACCCAGUCUUAAUGAUAUCUCUUAACAGCUCUUCAGACUACUCUGAAAUGAAUCACAGCCCCUCAUUUGGUUACACUUCUGUUCGGUCUAUGAUUAAAUGGGAGCUGGAGAACGGUUUGGUGGACUUCCACAAGCAUACAAACUCGGGCUGCAGGACUCUUUUGCGCUUGCAUCGUGCUCUGCUCUGGCUACAAAAUUUCUUGUUGGAACUGGGGAAGGACACAACUGAAGGAGAGCAUCUACGAAGCCCUUCUGACCUAUGCAAAGAGACUUACCAGCGCACACUGGCCCACCAUCACACCUGGUGGGUAAGGAAAGCAGCAGAGCUGGCCUUUCUUGCUAUGCCUGAACGACCUUAUUUCUACCAGUUGGUGUGUGUGGAAACACAGGCAGAAGCUGCUGUAGUGCUGAACAGGAUAGUGAGAUCAAUAGAAGAAGUGUACAAGAGAAAUGAAGUCGCUCUACAGGAACACAGUAUGCUGGACCUACCCUGAGCGUAAAAGGAAAUAGAGGGAAAAUCAUGGGAGUAGGACCAAUUUAGAGAAUAGGGCACUAAAUUAUAAGCCUGGAGCUUUGAACCCUUAAGAGAUAAAUACUUAUCCAGGCUGAUUUAUUUGGUCUUAUAUAAUCAAAGAAAUAUCCAUUUUCUUAAAGAUUUAGUGACCAGUUCUUUUAAAUUAUUUGACCAAAUUCAUGACAACUGGAAUGGGCCAUUUUUAUUCAUUAUCUGUAAGUAAAAACAGUUGCCACGUAAGAAAAAUGAAACAAAUAUUUAACUAUUAAAAUAUUAAAUUCACAAUUUCACUUUUACAGCUUUGUUGUUAAACAACUAAAUAUACAGUAUACUGUUGGUGCUAAUGAAUGACCACUGUCCAAUACUUGAGUACCUUUUGCUUAAAGAGAACACAACAAACCAAUAACACACAUUUUUAUAGUAACAAGGCAAAGGAUACAAAUAAUUGACUGGUAAAUAUGCUGUGUUCAAUUCUGUGUUCAGUGUUCAGAGAAACUGGAAAAAAGCUGUGCAUUGUUUCUUGUGAAGUUAUUAGCAGUUUCAGGUUUGCACCAUAAUAGCACUAGUCGAUUGUGAAAGAUGCAGUAAUGCAUGCAUGCUCAGCAAAUGGACAGAUUAGUCCAAAGUCCUGUUUUAACAGAAGACCAUUUUUACAAUCCUUAUGCUUAUCAAAAGCAGUUUUAUAAAGGCGUAACUGAUACCUGAUGAUUGUUUAGGGGAUAUUCUCACAUGCACACCUACGUUUAUUUUGAUAUCAUGAUAUGACAUAAAUAAGAUAGCAAUCCAACUUUUUUUUUUGUAUCUAAAAGUGGCUCUAUAUGUAGAGCACGGACAAGUCUGCUUAAUUAUAUUAAUAACUUAAUACUUUUUUAAUGCUACUGACAUGCACUAAAGAAACAUGUACAUUAUAAAAUUAAUGAGAGAAUACUGUAUGACUAUAAAAAUAUGAAUCAUUUGUAACAACAACAGCAAAAAAACUGAACCAAACUGUCAAGUACCCUUUCAAAAGGUACACUUUAGGUAAUAUGUAAUUUAAGUACUAAUAUGUAUAAUUUAGGAGUGAAUAAGAUACAGAGAUGUACCUUUAAGCUUUCAUAUCUCAGGGUAUUUUCUGUAUUGUAUUAACAUCGUAUGACAUCAUAUGAUUAUGUCUCAUUACCUCACAUCACGUCACAUACUGUAUGUAUAUUAUUCCAGGAAGCCAAAGUUAAUGCAAAUAAAACAAGGUCUUCAAAUCAAAUCCAAUUAAGAGACAACUCUUUGAAAAGUCUUACAGGCUGCUGUCACUAAUGUGCAUGAGCAUAAUUUAAAAGGGCAAAAUUACACGUGAUGGUAAUAACCGGAAAGUGUGUGUAAACAUAUACGUGUCUCUUUGUUUGUGUAUGUUUGAGAGAGACGCUGACAGUUUAAAACUGUAUCCUUGUUCUUUAUCUUCUGCAAUUCUACGUUAUAAUUCUGGAAAUUAUAAUGCAGAUUAUAUUGAUGAAGAGGAGACAGGGCAUUGUUGUUAAUUUUAUUAGGUUUGUUAUUUCAAUACAUUCAUUUAAGCCUAUGAACAUAUACAGAAUAAGGUGUUUAACUUAACUAGUCAAUAUAAUGUCAGGUUGUCAUUGUUCAUCAAAUAUUUGAGCACAGUUUGCACAAGGUCCAGUGUUGUGUUAACAUUCAGCCAUAUUAAAUGAACAGUGGUUUUUGUUCUGUGAUGUUGUUGAGGUGGUGACACACAGCCGACUCCAUCUGUUCAAACACAUCUAAACCACAACAUUUACUGUAUAUACAUAUACAUUAGGUAAAUGACUUUCAUCUAGUUUUCAAAAGUUCUGUUGGUUAAUGUUCACAAUAGACUUAUUUAAAACAGAUAUUGCAUUGUCAAUGCUAGUUUUAUGAAACAUAAAAGUUGCAUACAUUUUGGUAUUUCAUAAACUACAAAGAGGUCCAGAUUAGUGUUUAAGAUUUAUUACAUUCUUGGGCAGAUUAAGUCUUCUGACCUCCUUGUAUUUUAUAAUAAGCACUGCAAAGCUUCAUAUCGAGCCACAUACCCCAGCUGUCACAUGCUUUUAGUCAUAAAUGAUCAACAAAAAUAGAAAUAUAGGUUCUUUGAAAAUAUAGGAUCUAUUUUAUAUUGCAUGUGAUUUUAAAAUCCAUAUUGCCUUUCUCAUCUAUAAACUUAUUUAAAUAUUGCAAUAAAUGUUUACCUUCAUGAUCAGCCAAUCUAAAGAAAAAUACACAUAUAGCAUGUAACUUUUCUUUAUACAUCAAAGGGGCUCAAAAUAUAAAUAUAUUGCUUUUAAGAAGAUUCUUGUAUAAUAAAACAUAUGCUUGUGCACUAUAUAUUGUGUACUUCAGUAGAAACAGUUGGUGGCGUAAGAGAGGCACAGCACAACUGUUACACUAGGGGCCCUGUUUACAAAAACAUUGUCUCAAAGCCAGCAUGCGCCAAAAAUGUCACUUAUUAUUAUUAUUAUUAUUAUUAUUAUUUGUGCAUGGUGUUACAAACUUUUUUUUUCUACUAGUUCAGGGUCAAGUUAAUGAUAUGUGAUCUGGGACCUGAGGUAAAUGAAUACUUAAUUUUGUUGAUUUGAAGCUUUCUCUGCUGAGUAAGAUAACAACCUUACCAUGCACAAACAUAAAAUAUGCAAUAUACAUAUGUCAACACAGAUGCACAUGAAAGUGACAUGACAUACAGCCAAGUAUUGUGACCCAUCCUCAGAAUUUGUGCUCUCUAUUUGACCAACCCAA